GCCGCAGAAACUCACAACGUUGUUGUGUGUGUCAGAUUUUUGUUUUUUGGAAAGAUUUGUUUUGUUUUUUUUUCAUAAGAAAAGUUUUUGUUGUUACUAAAAUAAAAGAUGUCUAUUUUACCCGACAAGACGGCCUUUGCUGACUUCAGGGAGCAGUGCCUAUCCACGGACAAUUGGUCCAACAAGUAUGAUAAGCAUGGGAUGCAGGUGUGGGUCGAAGGCUCUCCUGUAAAUAAAGGAAACAACGUCCCGAAAGUCCACAAGAUCAAGUGUAAAAUGACAAUCAACGACGUGUCCGCUGCCACCAUGUACGACGUGCUUCACGACGGGUCGUACCGUAAGAAGUGGGACCCCGCCAUGCUGGACAGCUUCGACAUUGCCCGGCUCUCUGUUAACGCUGAUGUGGGCUACUACUCAUGGCUUUGUGCAAAGCCCAUAAAGAACAGAGAUGUGGUAUCUCUGCGUUCGUGGCAGGUGACGGACGACGAGUACAUCAUCAUGAACUUCUCAGUGAAACACCCGAAAUACCCUCCUCGCAGUGAUAUCGUGAGGGCCAUUUCCAUCAUCACUGGAUAUUUCAUCAAGCCCACAGGACCGAACAGCUGCACUUUCAUAUACCUUUCACAAGCCGACCCCAAAGGUUCUCUUCCCAAGUGGGUGGUAAAACGAGCUUCUCAGGUUUUCGCUCCACGGGUGAUGGAGUGUAUACACAAGGCGGGACAAAACUACCCCGAGUGGAAACAGAAGAACUCUCCCGAUCAGAAGCCCUGGUUGUACCCGGUGCAGAACAACCUGCCCAUGAUGGACGCCAGCGAGUUGUCGAUACAGAGAGCCGACUCGCUAGAGAACGUGGAUGAGAGUACCAAGUUGGCCACUCAGGACAGCGAGGACAGCAGCUAAAUUGCAUCAAAGUGAUCGGGGGGAGGGGGGUAGUUGGAAGAGGGUGACAUUGGAGUAUAGACUGUGUAUGUACUCGCACAUUGAAUAUGACUUGAGACCUCCGACUCUGUGAUGUUGCGCCGAAUGCUCGUGAAUUCUUCCGGUUUUCCUAAAGCCGUGUGCCUUUUUGGGAGGAACCAGAGCAUGACGUGUUUACAGCUGUUUUAGCAGACGGAAAUGAGCACAGAUCAAAUCCAGCAUGUUGAAGCUAAACAUCUUUCCAGUGUUUGCCGACAUGCUUUGAAACUUCUUUUUUUUUUGUACAGUCUUAUAGGUGUCAGGGUUUGAAUGUGUCAUAGAUGCAGCACCACACUGACAACGGGUGGUGUUCUCAGGCCUUUUUUAGUUGCAGCUGUGUAAAAUGCACACAAACACAUUUUAAAUGCAGAAAGGAAGCGUGGUUGUCCGCUUCGCCUUUUACAAGUGACUGUGAAUGGAAAUUAGAUUAGUUAGCUGGUGGCGAAAGUAGAGUCAGUGAAAUGUGUACUUUUUCUUUGUUAAAUGCCAGAUCAAAAGCAUCUGAGCUUAAUUCACAUUCAAUGUCUGUUCGCAGUUGAAACAUUCUUGUUAACAGGAAACCUAUUUUUGGUAGAACGGUUUUGUGUGCAGCCACUCUGGGCGUCGACCGUGAUUUUUAUUUUUCAGGUUUUAAGGCUUAUUGCAAAAACAAUUCACUGUCAUAUUGCUGCUAACCAUUACGUUUGUUUAGUUAUGAUUAGUGAGCGACUGUUGUUUCUUUCUUCAAUGUUUAAUGCAGAAGGACUGAUUGAAGGUUCAAUGUAUUUAUUUCAGAUGUUGUGCAAUCAUAGGUUUUAUGUAAUUAUUUUUAAUUUAUACGGACGCCAGACUAGCAGAUCAGUUGUUGAUCUCUCAGAAUGAAAAUCUGGUUAUGAUGUAUUUUUUGAAUUUUGUCAGUUUAAUGACUAUAGCUGAAGGAUUGGAAUGACCAUAAAGGAAGAAUCUUUUAUUUAAAUUUCUGUAACCGCAGAUGAAGUUGAUCUGGAAGUAAAGCCCCUGGAAUUAAGCCUUGCAGGCCAAAAUGAUGAGGUUUUUCUUAGAUUGAUGUGUAAUGUUGCAUUGUGUUGACUUAAAAAAAACUAACCAAUGUAA
Molecule: messenger RNA, 2049 nt
Organism: Cyclopterus lumpus (lumpfish)
Lineage: Eukaryota; Metazoa; Chordata; Actinopteri; Perciformes; Cyclopteridae
Gene: stard14
Product: START domain containing 14
Exons: 6
Coding region: 109-900 (263 amino acids)
Molecular function (GO): lipid binding
Source: RefSeq, a predicted model, not a curated record